AUGUCGUCGAAGAAAACACUAGUUCGAAAUCUCUUCAACAUUUCCAAAACAUAUUCCCGGAUCUCGGGUCUUACCCGAAUGCGUCCUCCGACCAAACCGGGCAUUACUCCUGACGCCGGAGAUUCUGGAAUCCGCCGGAGAUUUCUCCACAAGAAGGCCUUUUCCUCGCCGGAUUUUGUUCCAAGAGGGGGCAAUCUGAUGGAGAAACUCAGGGAGCUGACUUUAUCGAACAAUCGGCUUCGCCUUGAUGAGAUGUUACCGCCGCCGACGCCGGAGAAGACGUCUCCGUCAAAUUUCCCGGCGGUUACGGUGGAUGACGUGAAGAAGCUUAUGAGAGCAGCGGAAAUGGAGAUGGUGAAAUCGAAGCUGAGAGAGAUUGGGAAAAACUGGGUUCCGUUGUCGGAGUUUGUCCGAGUAUGCGGAGAAAACAGUUCGGAUCCUGAACAAGGUAACCGGGUCGCCAAUAUGCUCGACCAAGCUGGAAACGUCAUCGUUUUGGGAAAUUUCGUCUGCCUUAAACCCGAAGAGCUAACAAGCGCCGUGGCUGGCCUAAUUCCGACAAACGAACCCACUCGCGACGCUGCGACAAUACAAGAGUUCGAGCAACUUGAGAUUAUAAAAGCAGAUAUCGACAAAAGAGCCGAUGAUAUGGUGCGGCGAGAGUUAAUGGCCGGACUAGGCUUUGCUGUGGCCCAAACGAUUGGAUUUUUUAGGUUGACGUUUUGGGAACUGUCUUGGGACGUGAUGGAGCCCAUAUGCUACUACGUAAGUUCCACGUAUUUCAUGGCUGGUUACGCCUUCUUCAUCCGAACCGCAAAGGAACCUACCUUCCAAGGGUUUUACAAAAGCCGGUUCCAGACCAAGCAGAAACGGUUGAUUAAAAAGCUUGAUUUCGAUAUCGACCGCUUUACCAAGCUACAGAAGAUGCAUCGUCCAGACUUUACUAAAUCUGGUCGUUGUUGAUCGUAAUAUUUUUGUUGGUUGAUUAUCUUCUAAUUCGGAUACCAAUUACAAGUAUAAACGUCUAAAAGUUUUAUAGAGAUUAAAUAAACUUAGAAGGAUCUUUUCUUUUUCACAAAACACACUUUGGUUUGCACCUAGCUAUAUAAAGAGAGAGAGAGAGAGAGAGAGAGAGAGAGAGAGAGAGAGAGAGAGUUGUACUCGCUUGGAGAGAGAAUUUUAAUCUCUAGUGGAGACUCGCUUGGCAUGCCAAGGAGCUCCUAAAAAUUUGCACGUAAAGAGA
Messenger RNA from Brassica oleracea var. oleracea, 1243 nucleotides. RefSeq names its product calcium uniporter protein 3, mitochondrial-like. Gene Ontology annotation, molecular function: calcium channel activity; uniporter activity. The record is from RefSeq and is a predicted model, not a curated record. Bases 1 to 963 code for a protein of 320 amino acids. Gene Ontology annotation, biological process: mitochondrial calcium ion homeostasis; calcium import into the mitochondrion. Gene Ontology annotation, cellular component: uniplex complex; mitochondrial inner membrane. Lineage: Eukaryota; Viridiplantae; Streptophyta; Magnoliopsida; Brassicales; Brassicaceae. The transcript has 2 exons.